CUUCGGACACCUCAGACGGACCGUGGCCCGGGAUCAGACCGCGUCUCAGGCGAGUCCGAGACGCGCCGCGAUCCCGCCAUGGCCCGGCUGCUGCGGGCAUCCUGCCUUCUCUCCCUGCUGCUGGCGGGCUUCGUCCCGCCGAGCCGGGGACAGGAGAAGUCGAAGACGGACUGCCAUGCUGGUGUAAGUGGCACCAUCUACGAUUACGGCGCCCUCACCAUUGAUGGGCAGGAGUACAUCCCCUUUAAGCAGUACGCUGGCAAAUACAUCCUUUUUGUCAACGUUGCCAGCUACUGAGGCUUAACAGGCCAGUACAUUGAACUGAAUGCACUACAGGAAGAGUUUGCACCAUUUGGUCUCGUCAUUCUGGGCUUCCCCUGCAACCAGUUUGGAAAACAGGAACCAGGAGAGAACUGGGAAAUCCUGCCGAGCCUCAAGUAUGUCCGGCCAGGUGGGGGCUUCAUCCCUAAUUUCAAACUCUUUGAGAAAGGAGAUGUGAACGGGGAGAAAGAGCAGAAGUUCUAUACGUUCCUGAAGAACUCCUGUCCUCCUACCUCGGAACUCCUGGGCUCACCUGACCGCCUCUUCUGGGAACCCAUGAAGGUCCACGACAUCCGCUGGAACUUUGAGAAAUUCCUGGUGGGGCCAGAUGGCAUACCCAUCAUGCGCUGGUACCACCGGACCACGGUCAGCACUGUCAAGAUGGACAUCCUUUCCUACAUGAGGCAGCAGGCAGCCCUGGCGGUCGAGGGGAAGUAAAUGAGGCCCCCCCACCCCACGCCUACCCUGCAGAGGCUGGGGAGGGACUGUUCAGGAAGGAAUCCAUUUCUUAAACCACACCACACUCCCACUAUAGGCCCCUUACUAUUACACAGGGCCCCAGCCUGACACAGUGUGCAUACAAUUGUGUGUGUAUUGCUCUGCAUGUGGGUGUUUGCACACAUGCCCGCAGGUGUGUGUGACCAUGUGUGCAUGCACAUUGAGUGCAGAGCCACCUACAUCCACCUGUGUGAAUACCUGGAAAUGUGUAUCGUAUGUGCCCAUGGCUGUGUCCCAGUGAAGUGCUGGAAAGUAACUCCCUUUCUUUCCAGUUCUCUGUUCCAGUGAUAACAAUUCACUUGUGGCUCAUCCCAAAUUAAAAACCAACUCUCAAUCCAAUUGUUCUGCUCUAACCUGGACCUCAACUUUGGGGCCAGCAUCCCACUCCCUCCAAAUACCACCACUGAAGUGCCCGGAAUUUUCUGGGUCUACCACGCUGCCCAACCGCCCUUCUCCCCACCCUAUAGCCUCUCUCCUUCCUGAAGGGCCUUCCCAAGCCCCCUCCCCCUCCCCUACCCCAUAGUGCUCCCUGAGGAGCCAAGGCACACCUGAGGGAAGGGCCACGUUCCUGGUUCAGGGGUGGCAUCUACAUGAAGGAGGGGCCCGAAGCCCUUGUGGGCGGACCUCCCCUGAGCCUGUCUGAAGGGCCAGCCCUUAGUGCAUUCAGGCUGAGGCCCACAGGCAGGGAUACUCCCCCUCACCUUCGGAGGGUGUGCCCCCUCCCUCACCCUGGCCCCCUGGUGUCAGCCUCUCCUCGCAUCUGCCCAGUAAAGGCCUUUGUGCAGCA
Molecule: messenger RNA, 1606 nt
Organism: Manis javanica (Malayan pangolin)
Lineage: Eukaryota; Metazoa; Chordata; Mammalia; Pholidota; Manidae
Gene: GPX3
Product: glutathione peroxidase 3
Biological process (GO): hydrogen peroxide catabolic process; response to oxidative stress
Molecular function (GO): selenium binding; glutathione peroxidase activity
Source: RefSeq, a predicted model, not a curated record